AUAUACAUCCUUCCCUCCAGCUCCAGCGGGAUCCUGAGCAAGGCAGCUCUUCAGGAGCACUCACCACUCAGUGCCUCUCAGUGAAAGCUAUUUCUGCAGGGUAGGUCACUUCAUUUAGAUCCCCCAUGGCUAAACCUAUGUCUUGGUCUGUGCCUUUUCCCCCAGAGAAGGAAGUCCUGGGAACUCAGAGGAAUUGCCUGGUCUGUCUGCCAGAUGGGUCAGGUGAGGGGUGCACGCUGUGCACAGCCUUCAGCAGCAGCUCUGUGGUUUCCUCCCAGCACAGCCAAGGGGUGACUGGGGGUGAGGGGAGAGGGUAGAAUGUCCCACACACACAGGACCAGGCAUAUUGUCAUCCUCCUCUCCCCUUUCCCUCCAACUCCUUGGCAGCAGGGACUCUGGGCAGUGGAGAGCAGCUCUGCAUGAGUGGUUUGAUGAACCAUUAGCAAUAGCAGGAGUGAGCUGGAGAUGGUGGACCAUCUUGCAAACACCGAGAUCAACAGCCAGCGCAUUGCUGCUGUGGAAAACUGCUUUGGGGCUUCUGGACAGCCCUUGGCCUUGCCGGGCAGGGUCCUUCUGGGAGAAGGGAUUUUAACCAAAGAAUGCCGCAAGAAACCGAAGCCUCGCAUAUUUUUCCUUUUCAACGACAUCCUCGUCUACGGCAGCAUAAUCAUCAACAAAAGGAAGUACAAUUCCCAGCACAUCAUUCCCCUUGAAGAUGUCACUUUGGAGACGCUGCCAGACACCUUGCAGAUGAAGAACCGUUGGAUGAUCAAAACCUCCAAGAAGUCCUUUGUGGUUUCUGCAGCCUCCCUCACGGAGAGGAAGGAGUGGAUCAGCCAUCUGGAGGAGUGCAUCAAGCACCUGCUGACCAAGACGGGCCGGCAGCCCUGCAGGGAGCACGCGGCUCCCUGGAUCCCAGACAAGGCCACGGACAUCUGCAUGCGCUGCACGCACACCAAGUUCUCCACGCUCACCCGCAGGCACCACUGCCGCAAGUGCGGCUUCGUCGUGUGCGCAGACUGCUCCAGGCAGAGGUUCCUGAUGCCCCGGCUGUCCCCCAAGCCCCUGAGGGUCUGCAACCUGUGCUACAGGCAGCUGCUGGCAGAGGAGAAGAAGGGGGCACAGGUGGAUCAGAGGCAGGCGGAGCCGAUCCACUCUGCCACCAUCCAGGGCUACGAACCCUCCAGCGGCGAUGACAGCGACAAGUCUGAUGAGGACAAAGCUGAGCAGUGGCCAGCAGACACAGAGUUUUAUACCUCAGAAGUAUCCUGGUCAUCUUUCCACAGCUGACCUGCCUGGGAGCUGGUGGUGUUUAGACACUGGGGAGCCAACCUGUGGCCUCCAGUGCGUGUCCUUCCCGAUGCUUUCUCUGAAGGCCAUGCCUAGGAAGGUGGGUCUUGGCCCCUGUGUGUGGUGUCAGAGCAGAGGUGAGCUUACCCCUCUGAGAACACCUCAUAUGAUGUGAUCACAGACAGAACAGCUCUGGAGAGCACUGAGGACUGGGACAGUGCCCUAUAGAUCAGCCUUGGCCAAAUGAGCUCACCUUCGGUGCCUUAUUCUUCCUCUCUGCUAAAGCACAGCCACGUGAACUUCGUGUUUGAAAUGUUUUGAGAUUGGCUCUUGGGAGAAAAAGGAGCAAGAAAUCCUGGAGUUGAACACAUUGACCUGCUCACAGUGUGUUCCUCUGUCAGGGCAAGGGUCACUCUGGAUGCCAGGAGCAUUCUGAGAUUCUCACUGCAAGCGUGCCAGCCUGAGGGAACAGCUGCUCAUCCCUGCACAGUAGGGCCAGCACUGGCUCCUGUCUUCACCUGCAUCUCUCAAGGCUGGAAGCACUAAGAGAACGGUACUUGGAAUGCAGGGAGCUUGUGGGAGGCUCAGUGUGAGCAGCCCUGGCAAAGCACAGGAGCAUCCAGCUCUCUCCCAUGGAGAGAGGCCAUGCCAGUGGUAUGGGGCCAGGAGGGGGAAGGAGAGGGGAAAGGGACAGGGAAAAUUACACUGAGCAGAGAAAUACAGAGGGAGGGAGAGAAGUACUGCAGUUCACUCAAUUAGGUGCAGAGCCCAGCUCUCAAGCACAGGCAGUUAUACCAGAUUACUAGAAACUUGAAAAACUCAAGCCUAUCAGGUAAAAGGACAGCCCAGGGAACAUUUUUUAGAAGUCUUUACAGAUCCAGGAAAAAGCCCCAAGUUAAGAUCCUGUGAAGUACAGCACUUCAGCUUCCUCCUGGGCCUCCUGCCCAAGGCAUCGAAUUCUCACUUGUGGGCUCACCUCCUGCCUUAUCAGUCUCACGAGUCCAAAGUUAAGGUCCUUUACUACUUCAAGGAUGGGAGCCAAAGACUUUAUUUGAGAUCAGCUUUGAAGUUCAAAUUCAGUUAGAAAUAAACUGUGUUUAUUCAAGUAUUCUAUCGUAAUGUAGCGUGGGAGUAAAUAUAGAGGAAAUCAGACAACAGCAAUUGUUUUGCAGCAGACAUUUCUACAAACUCUAUUAUUACUUUUAGUAUAUUUUUGUAUUGUGUAUUUUGUGGUCUGGAAAAGCAACAUCACUGGGAAUACACUGCCAAUGUUCUAAAAUGUUUCCUUACCAUGACCUGUUACAAGCAGUGCAUUGCUUGACAGAUGGCCAUGUGUUUUUUAAAAUUUCAGUUCAAGAUAAUUAUUCUUACUGUCUUUUAUGAACUGCUACUGUUCCAGUGAACUUGUAUCACUUGACUGUGUGUGAAUAAAGAUAUGGCCAACAGGAAGGAGCCAGGAAAACAGGACAAUAAAGCAUGUUAUUACUGAACAAGAGUCUUAACAAGAGCUGGGAUCCAGGCUGGCCAGCCCAGCACAAGCUGUGGCUCCUCAGCUGUGGGGAGACUGCUCUGGAUUCUAUUUACUGCUUAAAGGUAAGGGCAUCAAAUCUGGUGCUUCCUUUCUAUUUAUACCAUCUGACUGACUUUUCCCAAGUCUUCUGCAGUCCCCUGCAGUAGUCUGUAUUAAUUGGAACGGUGUUUUUCCGGUGGGGACACAGCUCAGAGUGGGCCAGCAAACCUUAUGACCUAAGCAGAUGUUUUUAGGCUUUAAAGCAAUAAGUACACUGAGUUCUGUUUUUUCCAUCCCUCUCCAGGCUUAGUUCCUAACUCUGCACAGCAGUGAUUGUUUUUACAAUGCCUCCCACCCACCAGAAGGGUGUACAUGCUAUGCAAACAUAAAAUGACCUUAAAAAUAAACAGCCAUUAGAGUGGUUCACGAGCCAAAAAUAGCCCAGCUGCUGAAUCUGCAUCCAAUCAGAAAUGUAUGGCAGUUUCGAACCUAAUCCUUAGUUCUAUUAGAGAUCAGCUUACUUCGUAUGUUCAAAUGUCUUAAUAUUGCCAGCCCCAAAAAAACUAGGAACUGCUUUUAUGCUGUAAUGAGGGACAGGCACGCCUCUAAAGAAUGCCUUCUUGGUGAGCAAGAGCUUUUCUUAAUCACAGCAGGAAAAAAAAAUCAGAAAAAGCCAAACCAAACACAAAAAACAACCCAGCCCCUUUUCUCGGUGCAUGCUGCUGAUGGCUUUUGGGGCCAUCACAUCUUCCACCAACUGGAAGCCCCAAGAAACCACGAAGUUCUUAAACUUUUAAUGACUAUGUAAAAGGAUCCUGCCCAGGAAAACAUGGGGAAAUUCAAACAAAGCCUCUCCCCCACUUCCUGAAGUUCUGUUGUGGAGCUCAGCACUGGGAUUAGUGCCUGGGGCUCCUGGCUUCUGGCCUGCUGAACACAUGGGUUUUAAAUCACAGGCUGUGUGCUGUUACAGUCCAGCCUGGAGUUUUCCAGCCUGAUUCUAUCUCCAGUGUAUUAAUAGGGCAUUUCCUGGUGGUUUGUGCUCUUUCUGUUUUAGAUAAAUAAAGGCCUUACCAGAGAUUUAUUUGCAGCUCCAGUGCUCACCUUGGGAAACAUCUGCAGGCUGGAGGGUGUGUGGGGUCACAGCCUGCUCCUGCAGGGCUCCCAGACAUGAGGUAUGGGGAUCGUUUGCCAGAAGAGGUUCCUUGCUGAGCCCUUCCCUGAAGGUGCCAAAGCCCAAAGGGCACAGCAGGGUGAAGGUGUCCCCAUUGCACACCAAGUUGGUUAGAAGGGGAGGAAGAGGAUGGCACUGGUGCAGCAGCCAGUCAUGAAAGCUUAAGAGAAGGUAAUGGGGAGAUUUGCUCUGCAAAUAAACUGAGAGGAUCCAAAAGGAAAGCUGUGUGUUCUGCUGUGCCAAGGCACAGCUCAGGCACAGACCAGCUCCCAGCAGAUGCUGACUCAGCACUCAGGGGGGAAAAGUGAGCCAGCUGCUCCCAGCAAGUCUUGUUCCCAGUUAGUCAAAACACUCAGUUUCUAUCCAAGCUGGAUUUCUGGCUCUGCCACAGCUCACAGUCUCUUCCAACUCACCACUGCUGCAAGGCAGCUUCUCAUGUUCCUCACUCAGCCUGGAUUUUUGAUUAGGAGGAGGAGCUGAGGAGUGCACAUGGUCCCAGCUGCUCCUGAGCUGUAAUGUCUCCAAUAAAAAGUACAGGCUUCCGUUUCUCUCUUUCUGCUCCAGGCCAUGGAACUUUAAGAAUGGUGCUGGCAGGAAGGAGAUGCUGCACUGAUGUCCCAUCCAUGGUGGACACAAAGCAGCUGCAAGAAACCCUUGCCCAAGACCUGUGUGCUGGAGAUGGUGUCCAGGGCAGCCAGAGAGGAGCACAGGCUCCACACCAGGGUGUAAAGCACUGCAGGGGCAAGACCCAGACAGGUCUGCUUUAUGUUCCAUGUCACAGGCAGGAACAGCCCUGGUGCCGUGCAGGUGUGUGGGAGGGAGCCUCUCCUGCCUGUGACAUCGUUCAUAAAACCUCCAAACAUAGCCGGUGCUGCUGUCCCGUGCUGCAGGUGGAGGAGAGGAGGCAGGCAGGGAAGGGAGGUGGUACGAAAUGCUAUUGAACCCUGAGCAACACCAAAGCUGGCAUUUGACUUCAAUUCCAGUAAGGGCUGGAAAUGCAAAGCAGCAAUGAGCAGGUUUUCUGUGAACCUCUCAUGGAGAGUGAGUUAUGCAACCUCCCCAGUCUGUUACUGUGGAAGGGCAGAGAAAAAGGAGGAGGGCAGCUACACAAAAAGUUUUACUUUAGCUGAGCUCUAUUGUGCAGCACCUUCUGUGGCACACACCCUGGGGCAGAGCUGCUGCCAGCAGCCGUCCUGCUGCCUAUGAUCCUGCUGCCCAGACUGCCCUGUGCAGCCGGGGAUUGCUGAGCUUUGGCCAACCUCUCCUUUUAUUAAAUCAUAAACACAAUGUGUUUUGGUGACAACCGAUGGGAAAAAUGGACUUGAGCAGGAAAAAGCAUUAACACAAGGCCAGACAGGUCUUUUUCCCUCUAACAGCAAUGAGAAAAAAAAUCACAUUUUUUACAGGAAGACUUACACAUAAGGUAAAAACAGAGUCUUGGUGGCUUCAUAUCAAAAGGAUUUCCAGUGUGCUUUUAGGAGUGCCCCUCACAGUCAUCUCAGAUGGCUCAGACAGCACCAAUAGCAGGGUGAGAGUCAAAACCGACCCACAAACCAGAGCCACCAACACCCAGGUCACAGCUUCCUGACUUCCCUCAGAGCCUCUGACUUGAUGAGUGCUCAGCAGCAAGUUAGAUCCUCUCCAAAAUGUCCUUGAGCCCCCCUGUUUCCUGUUUGAGCAGACUCUAAGAGCCAGGUGGUGCCCAUAGAAUCUUCCAUAUGCUACCGUAGGGCUUUGCACACCCCGAGAGCCAGCCCUGCUCCCCAGGCACCCAGUGCUGUCUGUGGGGCUGGGCAGCAUCCUCCCCUGCACACUCCGGGCACAGGGAGCCUCACACUCCCUGCAGGGCUGGGCAGCAUCCUCCCCUGCACACUCCGGGCACAGGGAACCUCACACUCCCUGCAGGGCUGGGCAGCAUCCUCCCCUGCACACUCCGGGCACAGGGAGCCUCACACUCCCUGCAGGGCUGGCUCCUCCCUGGGGACAGGCUGCUGCUGACUGGCUGGGCAGGAUCCAGCUGUUCGUCCUGCCACUCUGCUAAGCACAGCUGUGUGCAGAGCCCAGGGGAGCAGAGGCAGCAGCCGUGCUGUGCAUGAGCCCUGCUGGGGCUCCGGCAGGGCAGAUGCCUUCCCCCAGAGCUCAGCACAGACAGCCUGGUGUCAGCACAUCCGUCCCGCAGGGUGUGAGCUGCAGCUGCAUUUGCUCUUUCACCAGCACCAGGUUGGAGGCAGACGCAGCCCCUGCGGGCUGAGCAAGCCCCUGUGUCUGCGCUGGGUCCCACAGGCACUCGGGGUGUCACACACCGCAGCCAUCUGUUUGCAAGGAAAAGCUUUGAUGAUGAGGGGUUCUACAAAAUCCACUGGCAAAGAGCUGUUAUUCUGGGGGGGAUGACAAAUGGAGACUGUCACACUUGGCUGCUUCAGGAUUUAGCAGUGCUGCUGCUGGUCCCUAUAAUACAGCAGUGGAGGUUGUUGCCUCCUUAAAAACGGGAUCUGGAAUGCAGCUGGUGUAGCCCUGGAGCAGGGGCAGCCCUUACAGCACACCCUGGAGCCUAAGGACAGCCCUCGGGAGCAGCUGCGCUGCCGCACAAUCAGCAAGUGAGCAGCGCUCACAGCAGUACCAUCCUCCCUCUCUCCUAGGGAUGCUCAGCAGCCAAAGCCCAGCCACGGCUGUGGCACAGAAGGGAGAAAGGAUGUGUUCGUUGGUUGAGACCUUACAAGUUAGAACUCCACAGAGCUUCCCCGAUUUCAGCAUCCUUCAGGAGAAACAUCUGGGCAGUGCAUGAAGAAUGGGGGAGCCCCCAGCACUGGAAAUGCUGAGACAGAGAUCCUGCAAAACAAAGCAAUAGCAUGACCAUAUCUUAAUGGCAACUAGCACUUUAAAAGGAUGUGACUAAAGAUUUCCCUCUUUAAAAAUAUGGCCUAGUGCUUUGGGUUCUGGUGGCUUAAAGACAUUUUCUCUGUGGUGCAAGUAAUAAAGGCAUUUGGUUUAAUUUUUAAGUGGAUAUUGCAGUUUUGAAAUCAUGAAGUAACUGAUUGCAACUGAUGGACCAGGAGAGGUCAGGUCCUCUGCUUAAUCACUUGUUUGUACACGGGAAAGCAAGGAGAGAGGAAGGCUCCACUCCUGAGCAGAACAGAGGACACAAAGGCAAAUGGGCAGGUCUUCCCUAGCACAGGAAACCCCUUUUGUACAACACAAAAAAUGCCACACUGUUUGCAGAAUGUGAUUGCUUUGGCAGUUCAUGUGUUUUAUUUUACUCACAGUAGCACAUGUGCUGGCACAACACUGCAGGAAUUGGGAGAACAUGAAAGCAGUUUUACUAACCCAGAGCCAGAGUUCAUCUCUCUCAAAAUCGUGAGGGGCAGCAUCUAAGACACACCUGCAGACCAAUACUUCUGCUGCUCAAGUCUCUUGUCAGUCUGGUGAGAAACUUGUGGAGGCAGUGGUUGGCCCUGUGUGACCAGUCCUCCCUCUCAGUCUGCCUAAUCACUUUCUGAACACAUUUUUGUUUUGGCACUUCGAGCAUCCUGUGCCAAUUAGCUCCACAAUUCCCCAUCACACUGUGUGAACAAGCACUUCCCCUCACCUCUGCCAGUUCAGGGGGUGCACCCUGCUUUCUAUACCACAGCAUUGUUUCUCCUAUUCAUCUCUGUGCCAGUGACAGCUGUGACAAAAUCUCCCUCUGUUAGUGCCUUUUCCAGGUCGAACAGUUUAAACCAGCCCAUUUCUCUUUACACAGGUGCCCUCCCAUACAGUGUUAUUCUUCUCUGUACCCUUCACAGCUCUGCAAUGCCCUCUUUGGCUCCAAAAGGACAAAUUCCAAUGGACCAAGCAGGCUGCACAGACUAUUCAAGAUGUGGCUGCUACCUGGAUUUGUUCAAUGACCUAAGUACAUUCACUUCUUGGUUUCCUUUCCCAUCUGUCCUAACCUUCUUAUUGCCUUCUGACUCACUGCUGAGCACUGAACUUGUGAUGUCAGAAAUCUGUCCAGUGACCUCAAGCUCCUUCCUGAGAGAAAAUAGGUCAGCGCUGUGUAGUCAGGGUUAUCCUCCUGUGGCACUUGCCAACAGGCAGGGUUCUGCUGACUGCAGGCUCACGGCAGUGUUUGCAGCUGCUGGCAGGCGCUGGGGUGCUGUGGGAAGGUGGCUUUGCUGCCCAGUAAGGUUCUGAAAUCUUGCAGAUAAAGCAGAGCAUCCCCUCUAUUCCUCGCCUUGGCAGCCCAGCACAGCGUGACCUUGUUUUCCUUUGCGAGCAGCACCCAGCAGGACAAUCCUGUACAGUAAUUUCACGA
This is a messenger RNA of Catharus ustulatus (Swainson's thrush), 8262 nucleotides long. It is a transcript of the gene PLEKHF1, whose product is annotated as pleckstrin homology and FYVE domain containing 1. The transcript is spliced from 2 exons. NCBI's taxonomy places the organism in Eukaryota, Metazoa, Chordata, Aves, Passeriformes, Turdidae. Gene Ontology annotation, molecular function: metal ion binding; phosphatidylinositol binding. The record is from RefSeq and is a predicted model, not a curated record. Bases 466 to 1290 code for a protein of 274 amino acids.